This is a messenger RNA of Mauremys reevesii (Reeves's turtle), 881 nucleotides long. RefSeq names its product PHD finger protein 7-like. The coding region runs from base 111 to 869 and encodes 252 amino acids. The record is from RefSeq and is a predicted model, not a curated record. NCBI's taxonomy places the organism in Eukaryota, Metazoa, Chordata, Testudines, Geoemydidae. The transcript has 6 exons. Gene Ontology annotation, cellular component: nucleus.
GCCUGGCGGAAGGGCCGGCCCAGUGAGGGUGGAAGAUCCUGGGCCCUCAGAGCCAGACAAAGCCUGGGGGGAAGAGGCCAGUGAGGGGAGCAUUGGCGACAGCAUAAGAGAUGUGCAGAUCCAGGCAAAAUACAAAACACCAGCGCGUGGAUCCCUGCCUCCCAUUCCUCAUCACUCAGAGCAUUCUUCGGGAUCUGAAUCCGGGUCCUUUCGGGGUUCCUGCUCCAUCCUGGGACUCCACAUCUCCAGGGACACCGCCUGGGAGGAAGACGGCGCGUUCAGCGACCAGUAUCACAGACACAGCCGCUGUGAUGCCGGCUGCUGCCUGUACGUGGGCGGCAGAGAGCAAUCCGCAGACGAUGGCCCGUGGCAGCUGCUGCUGUGCAGCUCGUGUGGCUCCCAGGGGACCCACCGCCGCUGCUCCUCGCUGGGGACAACCAGGGGCCUGUGGGAGUGUGAGGACUGCGCGGAGCCCGCAGGGGCGGCAUCCCACCAGCUCUCCGCCCCGGGGAGACCAGCAACCAGCCAGGCUGCGUGUGGAACCAGGGGCAGCUCCGGUGCGUCUGCCAGAGGCAGGAGGCCAGGACCCACCACACUCACCCCGAGAGCCAGACUUUCCCGUCCCCGGAAGUGAAGACCCUUCGCUGCCCCGGUCCCUGGCUCUGCUACCUACAGCACCAGUGCUGGGAAGAGCUGUGGACCCCCGGGGUUUCCCUGCCGCUGCUCCUCUCCGUAACAUCCCAGCCCUGCCGGAGCAAGGGGCUGCCCCCCAGAACACACAGAAUGGAUACAAAUUGCUAUUUUGCCGGAAGACCAGCUCCCCAGGGAUUUCAUGGCUGUUGGGCAUUGUAGGUCUGUGCAGACCAUAGCAGCAGAGAAAC